GAAUGGUUAAUGUGGGGCUUGGAGAAACUCAAGUGAAUGGUUUAUUGGCUUCCCUGAACAUCCCCACAAUUACCCAGAACAGUCUGAAGGAGCGAGAAAGAGAAGUUGGGAACCAGCUGGCAUUAAUGGCUGAAGAAAGUUGUCGACAGCAUCUUAGCAGAGAAAUUGAAAUGAGUGAAGGUAACCUGUCAGCCAGUUUUGACGGAGCAUGGCAGAAGCGGGGCACAGGGCGAGCAUACAAUAGCCUCACAGGUCAUGCAUCCUUAUUUGGGGAGAAAACUAAGAAAAUCAUAGGAUAUUCAGUCAUGGCCAAGAAAUGCAGAAUUUGUGCUGCAGCCAAAAUCAAAGCAGUUCCUCCAAGAAAACACAAAUGCAGUGUGAACUGGACAGGUUCUGCCAAAGCAAUGGAGCCUGCAAUGGCCUGCCAAAUGCUGAAGAUAAUGACAAUUUUUCAUUUUCAGGUGACAACUCUAAUUAUGGAUAAUGAUUCCACAACUCUUGCAAGGGUCAAAGCAUCAGUUAAUCCAAAUAUCUCCAAGAAAUCGGACAGCAACCAUACCAAAAAGGGAUUUACUGGUAGCUUGAUUGAACUAAGCAACCAAUACAAGGUGUUACGAAAUGUCAAGGUCAGAGGACAUAUCGAGCGGUGUUUCAUGUACUGUGUCCAUCAUAAUAAAAGCAAAGAAAAACAGCUCCAAGAUGAUUUAAAAAAUAUUGUUCCACAUUUAUAUGGUGAGCAUCAUGGCUGUGGUUCUUGGUGCAAAAGUGAAAAGACAAACUACAAACACAAGAACCUACCAUAUGGAAAACCGCUGUCAUGUGCUACCUACAGUUCAAAAAUAGGUUUUGAAGAUGAGGAUAUUGACCUGCAGGAUAUUGAUUUAAAUCCCUUGAAUGCUUCCCCAGAGAGCAGUUCUCUGCUGUAUUUUGACCUAGAAACAGCAGGACUUCAAAGGACACCUGAUAUCCUUCAGAUAGCCGCAUUAUGUGAUAACCAAUCACUCAACAUCUACAUGACUCCAAACCAAACAAUUACAGAGGGAGCAUCAAGAGCUACAGGUUUGACAUACGAGGGUGGCAUUUUGAAACAUCAUGGACAGCCUCUGGAUGCAGAAGUACCUGCUAAGGGUCUAGAGCAAUUUGUUGAUUUUGUCAGGUCAUCAUCCAAACCUUUUGUGAUUGGAUAUAACAUCCAAAACUUUGAUAUUCCUGUUUUGAUGUUUCAUUUACAAAAAUGUAAUCUGGUACAUGUUUUUGAAGAAAGUGUGUCUGGUUUUAUAGACACAUAUAAAUUGUCCAAAAAAGUGUUUGACAAGGCCACAGUUGGCAACUACAAACAGGAAAAUCUAGUGAAGUGUUUACUAGGUGUAGAAUAUGAAGCUCACAAUGCUUUAUCUGAUGUGAAUAGUUUAAGAAAACUCUAUGAGGAGAAGUUGUCAAAGAAUUAUAAUUCUUCAGAUGUAUUUACUUUGUCCUACUACAAUGUCAGAGCUUCACUUGAGCCUCUUGUACAAAAGAAGGUCAUUUCUUCUCUUAUAUCUAAGAGACUCAUCAAUUGCUCUCUAAGUUUAAACAGAUUAAAACUUAUUCAUAAGAGAGACCCACAGAAUGGAAUACAAAAUGUUUUCAGUGAGCCAAUGUCUGCUUCUAAAACCCCACAAAUUUCAAAAUCCAAAAAUGUUAUUAACAAAGUUGUUCAGUUUAUGAAUACAUGUUGAAUUUUUGUUGAGUUAAUGAAUACAUGUUGAAUUUAUGUGUGUAUAUAUAUACAUAUAUUUUUAAUGGCAUGGUCAUUGUAUAUGUAUGCAACUAUAUAUAUUACUGUUACUUUGUAAUGGAGUUCAGUUGAUCACAAUGUUUCAUUUUGUGGAAUGUAAUGUGUUGAUACAUGUAUGUAGAGCACUUCCCCCAGUACAUUGUAGUAGAAUAAAUAAGGCGCAAUGGGAUUUAUGACUCCCCUCUUUUAAGCGGAGACAUUGUUUUUGUACUUUCUGUCCGUCCGUCCGUCCGUCUGUCUGUCACAAAGUCUUGUGAACACUUCUCCUCCUAUAUGACUUAUCGGAUAGACUUGAAACUUUGUACAUAUAACAAUGCUUCAUUGCAAUUUGUAGAUGUGCAUAUUGUAAGGACAGGAGGAUUCAAUUAUUUUUAGCUUGUGAACACUUCUAUGUGGCUUAUCAGAGUUCAUAGUGUCUGUUCCUUCUCAUGCUUUUUCCUCCAUAUCAUGCAGUACAUUAAGGGGAGGAGGUUUCAUUCGGAGCACCCCCAAUUUUGGGAGGUUGGGGAGACAUUUUUCUUCUUCAUAAAAACAAUAUCUAGUUAAUAUGCAGGUACUUGUAUAUUUUGAAUCUGAAAUCUUUUCAUUUUUUAGAAGACUUCAACUCAUUUUUAAAAAUUAUAUUCACUCUGCAUUAUUACCAGUAUAUGUUCAACAUCGGAUGAACAUUAGUGUAAACUGUCAUGUUUUUGGUUUUUUAUGGUUAAUUUUUUUUUAAAAGUACAUGAAUUACCAUGUUGAUAAGGAAUUAUUAUCUGUGUCUUUUCAUGAAAUUACAUAAAAUUUUAAUCCAUGAGUGAUUUUGAAUGGCUCAACUGUAUGGUGCCAGGCUUCGUUUUUUUUCCAAUGGGGGUAUACAUACUCUGGAAGCUAUAAAUUUGAAAUUAUUCAGGAAAGGUAUGGAUUUUUUUUUCAUAAAUCACUAUAAUAGAUGUACAUCUACUAAUAUAAACAGAAAAAAAUGAUAUGUAAACCAUGCUAUAAGGAAAAUGUGCCCGCAUUUGUGCGUUUUCUAACAUAUUGGAGAAUAACGCUCAUUCAAUAAUUUUGAACAUAUUGUUUUAAAACUUGAUGAACAUA
Messenger RNA from Ostrea edulis (European flat oyster), 2857 nucleotides. RefSeq lists its product as uncharacterized. Gene Ontology annotation, molecular function: nucleic acid binding; 3'-5'-DNA exonuclease activity. The record is from RefSeq and is a predicted model, not a curated record. The transcript has 7 exons. Lineage: Eukaryota; Metazoa; Mollusca; Bivalvia; Ostreida; Ostreidae. Gene Ontology annotation, cellular component: cytoplasm. Gene Ontology annotation, biological process: DNA catabolic process. The coding region runs from base 3 to 1718 and encodes 571 amino acids.